AUGGCUGCGUAUGUUAACCGCUCAAUGUCAAUGAUGGCUGGCGAUGGGCCCCACAAUGUUGCAAUACUCAAUAAUGGCCCUGUACGUGUCAACAUGGCAAAUGUGGACUCCCCGCUACAGAUAUUUGUGAGGGCCAAAAAGAAGAUCAAUGAUAUAUUUGUUGAAAUUGAUGACUAUGUUAAGGAUGCUGUCAGUUUUAUGCAUGCAGUAUCAGGUGAAAAGGGAAUUGCAACUCCCCAGGAUGUGGCCAAUGUGGAGGCAUAUGUCAGUAAAGUGCAGGCUAUACGGGAGGUGCUUAAACGUGAUCACAUGAAGGUUGCAUUCUUUGGCAGGACAAGCAAUGGUAAAAGCACAGUUAUAAACGCCAUGUUACAUGACAAAAUUCUUCCUAGUGGUAUAGGGCAUACAACCAACUGCUUUUUGCAAGUUGAGGGCUCUGACACCAAUGAGGCCUUUCUACGAACUGAUGGCUCAGAAGAAAAACUCAAUGUACAGUCGGUGAGCCAGUUGGGGCACGCGUUGUGCGCGUCGCGGCUGCAGGAGUGCUCGCUGGUGCACGUGUACUGGCCGCGCGAGCUGUGCGCGCUGCUGCGGGACGACGUCGUGCUGGUGGACAGUCCCGGGGUCGACGUCACGCCCAACCUGGACGAGUGGAUCGACCAGUACUGCCUCGACGCUGACGUGUUCGUGCUAGUCGCCAAUGCUGAGUCCACGCUCAUGGUCACCGAAAAAAACUUCUUUCAUAAAGUAUCAACGAAAAUAUCGCAACCGAAUAUAUUUAUUCUCAAUAAUCGAUGGGAUGCAUCUGCAUCUGAACCAGAAUAUUUGGACCAAGUCCGCACACAACACGCGAAUCGCUGCGUGGACUUCUUGUCGCGCGAGUUGCGAGUGUGUUCGCCUAAAGAAGCGGAGGAGCGUAUCUUCUUCAUAUCUGCCAAGGAAGCCCUGCUCACGCGCAUGCGUGAACGAGAAAAACCUGUCUCAUCGCCGAUCCUAGCGGACGGCCACCAGGUGCGCUACUUCGAGUUCGUGGACUUCGAGCGCAAGUUCGAGGAGUGCAUCAGCCAGUCCGCGGUCCGCACCAAGUUCGCGCAGCACUCGCGACGCGGCAAGAACAUCGCCGCAGACGUUAUGGCCGCCCUAGAACAGGUGUACAACAGUGCUACUGAUCGCAAAACAACCAUGGUCGAGAAGCAACGUCUCCUGCACGAGCAGCUGUCUGCUAUAGAAGAACAGCUGACCACCAUCACGCGACAGAUGAAGGACAAGAUCAAUCGUAUGGUCGAGAGCGUCGAACAUAAGGUGUCGCUGACGCUGAGCCAGGAGAUCCGUCGGCUGUCGGCGCUGGUGGACGAGUACGACGCGCUGUUCCGGCCGGAGCGGGCGGCGCUGGAGCAGUACAAGCGCGCGCUGCACCGCCACGUGGAGGCGGGGCUCGGCUCCCGGCUCAAGAAGCGCCUCUCCAGCGACAUCGGGCACGAGAUGGACGAGGCGCAGAAGGAGAUGGCCGAGCGCAUGUACAGCAUCCUGCCGUCGCACAAGCGCGGCGCGGCGGCGGCGGUGAUCGUGCCGCACCAGCAGCCGUUCGAGGUGCUGUACCGGCUCAACUGCGACAACCUCUGCGCGGACUUCCACGAGGACCUCUCCUUCCGCUUCUCCUACGGCAUCACCGCGCUCAUCCAGCGGUUCCAGGGCAAGCACGCCAACCGGAUAGCGCUCAAGAACCCGCCCACGUACGCGCAGAUUCCGCCUACGAUAAGUAACUCUCCGCUGCCGACGAUGGAAGUGUCCCGGACCAGUAGUGCUAUAGGUCCGCUGAGCGCGGAAGAUUGGGGCAUGAUCUCGCGCUUCGCCCUCGGCACCCUCACCUCGCAGGGCACCAUGGGCGGCCUGCUGCUCUCGGGACUGCUGUUGAAGACAGUCGGUUGGCGCGUGGUGGCAGUGACGGCGGCGGUGUACGGCGCGCUGUACGCGUACGAGCGGCUCACGUGGACCGCCAAGGCGCAGGAGCGGCUCUUCAAGAAACAGUACGUCGCGCACGCCAGCAAGAAGCUGAGGCUCAUCGUCGACCUCACAUCCGCCAACUGCAGCCACCAAGUGCAACAGGAGCUGUCGACGAUGUUCGCGCGGCUGUGCCGUCUGGUGGACGAGGCGACGACGGAGAUGGACGGCGAGCUGUGCGAGGUGCGCGACAACAUCAAGCUGCUGGAGGACGCGUCCGCCGCGGCCAAGCGGCUGCGCAACAAGGCCAACUACCUCGCGCACGAGCUCGAGCUGUUCGACGACUCGUUCCUCAAGCGCGACUAG
This is a messenger RNA of Diatraea saccharalis (sugarcane borer), 2307 nucleotides long. The record is from the annotation of a GenBank genome assembly. NCBI's taxonomy places the organism in Eukaryota, Metazoa, Arthropoda, Insecta, Lepidoptera, Crambidae.